Acanthosepion pharaonis is the source of this 1677-nucleotide messenger RNA. The record is from the annotation of a GenBank genome assembly. NCBI's taxonomy places the organism in Eukaryota, Metazoa, Mollusca, Cephalopoda, Sepiida, Sepiidae.
AUGCAUUUAUCUCAGGCCCUUCAUAUCUAUCUUUCUAUUCAUCUCACUUUAUUAAUAUCUAUCUAUCUAUCUAUCUAUCUAUCUAUCUAUCUAUCUAUCUAUCUAUCUAUCUAUCUAUCAGGAUAUUUGUUUAAAUCAGACUUCUUCCCUGACAAGUGUCACCUCACUUGCCUACAAGAAGCAUUCUUUCUUGAUCCAAUGUAUACAUGGCAGAAGUCCAAAAGGCAAUCAGGUGUCGUUUACAGCAAACGUGAUUUUUUCCUUUUUACCAUGGCUGCAAACACAGGAAAAUUGGCUGGGAAAACUCUGUUUAUCACUGGUGCCAGCCGAGGUAUUGGUAAAUAUAUUGCAUUAAAAGCUGCUCAAGAUGGAGCCAAUAUUGCUAUUAUUGCAAAGACAGCAGAACCCCAUCCCAAACUUCCAGGAACUGUAUAUACAGCUGCCCAAGAAGUGGAAGACGCAGGUGGGAAGAGUUUUGCUUGUGUUGUAGAUAUACGCAGUGAAGAUCAGGUAGAGAAAGCAGUUCAGGAAACUGUGCGUAAAUUUGGUGGAAUUGAUAUUCUGGUAAACAAUGCUAGUGCCAUCAGCCUGACUGGAACUUUGCAGACCUCAAUGAAAAAAUAUGAUUUGAUGAAUGGAAUCAAUGCAAGAGGGACUUACCUCUGUUCUCAUAUGUGUAUUCCACAUUUGCUGAAAUCUUCAAAUCCACAUAUACUUAAUAUCAGUCCCCCUCUGAAUAUGAAACCAAAAUGGUUCCAAAAUCAUGUUGCAUAUACAAUGGCCAAAUAUGGAAUGUCAAUGUGUGUUUUGGGCAUGGCAGGAGAGUUAAAAUCACAAGGAAUUGCAGUGAAUGCUUUGUGGCCACGAACAGCCAUCUACACUGCUGCAAUGAAAAUGCUGGGCGGUGGUGAAGAAAUUGCUAACCAGUGUCGAAUUCCAGACAUUGUGGCUGAUGCUGCUUAUGUCAUUUUAACCAAAGACAGCAAAUCUUUUACUGGAAAUUUCUGUAUUGAUGAUAAUAUUCUAAAAGAAGCUGGUGUGACAGAUUUGGAAAAAUAUUCCUGUGUUCCAGGAGCAACUUUGAUGCCAGAUUUCUUUUUGGAUGUUGAAGAUUUUGCAGCUGAGAAAGAGGAACCUUCUACAAAGCAGCAAAGCCAGUCAAUCACAGGAAGUGGGGAAACAGUUAAGACAUUUCAGUCAAUAGAAAAAAUGUUGACUGAAGAUUUAGUCAAAUCCAUGGGUGGAGUCUUUAUAUUUAAUUUGACUGGUGGUGAACCUGGAGAAUGGUAUCUUGAUAUGGUUACAGGAAGAGGAGAGAUUGGUCAAGGAGCCCACCCACAUGGCAAGAGUAAUGUGCACAUGUCAAUGACGACACACCCCUUCCUUCUGUCAACAGUUGCCUCAAACCUUUUCUCUUUCUCUUUCCUUCCUUGUUGUUGCUACAUUUUCAACAUUAUGGCACAUGACCAUUUUGGAAUGAACACCUAUUCAAAGUGGUUUGACGAUUGGCAUCUGCUGCCAGUCAAAGGUCACAUGACUUAUUGGAUCCCCACAAAAAAGUACCCACGUGCAAGAGAUGACCUGCGGGCAUCGAGCCAGGAAGAUGUGUUUUCUGUCUCUCUCUCUCUCUUCAGCAUACGCUUCAAAUACCUAGACUUCGCUGAUAGACUUUUAUAG